Molecule: messenger RNA, 1964 nt
Organism: Lolium perenne
Lineage: Eukaryota; Viridiplantae; Streptophyta; Magnoliopsida; Poales; Poaceae
Product: uridine/cytidine kinase UKL1, chloroplastic
Molecular function (GO): ATP binding; kinase activity
Source: RefSeq, a predicted model, not a curated record
CAACACUGGCGCACGCACCACGCACCGCCGCAACAUCGUCUCGCUCCUGUUUUUAUUUUCCGUCGGAUCAAAAUCCCCGAUCGCGAUCCGCCACCGAAUUCGAGGUCGGGGAGCAGCAAAACCCGAAGCCAGCCAGCGAAUCCCGGUCCAUCGGCGAGCGGCGGCGGCGGCGGCGAGACCAUGCCGGACAAGGCGGUGGACGACGCGAUGGAGUCGGCGGUGGGGGCCCACUUCAGCGGGCUCCGCCUCGAGGCGCUGCGCCUCCCCGCCCCCUCGUCCCCCUCCUCUCCCUCCUCCUCCCCCUCCGCCCCCGCCGGGGCCCUCCCGAACGGGGCCGCCGUCCACGCCAACGGCGCCGCCGAGCUCGUCUCCCCCUCCGCGCUCAGGCAGCCCUUCGUCAUCGGGGUUUCGGGCGGGACGGCGUCGGGGAAGACCACGGUCUGCGACAUGAUCAUCCAGCAGCUGCACGACCACCGCGUCGUGCUCAUCAACCAGGAUUCUUUCUACCGCGGCUUAACUGCUGAAGAAUCUGCGUGCGCUCAAGACUACAAUUUCGAUCAUCCUGAUGCGUUUGAUACAGAACAGCUUCUUGAAUGCAUGGGGCAACUGAAACGUGCAUUGCCUGUAAAUGUUCCUAUAUAUGACUUUACGAAUCACCGAAGGUGCUCCGAAAGGUUCAGAAAGGUCAAUGCAUCAGAUGUCAUAAUUUUGGAGGGCAUUUUAGUCUUCCAUGAUCAAAGGGUUCGUAAUCUUAUGGACAUGAAAAUAUUUGUGGACACAGAUGCGGAUAUUAGGCUUGCCCGACGAAUAAGGCGUGAUAAUUUUGAAAGAGGCAGAAAUGUUAACUCUGUGCUUGAACAGUAUGGUAGGUUUGUGAAGCCAGCAUUUGAUGAUUUUGUUCUGCCUUCAAAGAAAUAUGCUGAUGUGAUCAUACCACGAGGCGGUGAUAACCAUGUUGCAGUUGACCUGAUCGUUCAACAUAUUCGUACAAAACUUGGUAUGCAUGACUUGUGCAAGAUCUUCCCGAACGUCUAUGUAGUGCAAUCAACUUUCCAGAUCCGAGGAAUGCAUACACUGAUUCGUGACAGGGAAGUCACCACACCUGACUUUGUUUUUUAUUCAGACCGGUUAAUACGUUUGGUAGUUGAGCAUGGCCUGGGGCAUUUACCAUUUACAGAAAAGCAGAUUGUUACUCCAACAGGAUCUGCUUAUAUGGGAGUUGAUUUCUGCAAAAAGCUCUGUGGAGUGUCUAUUGUCCGAAGUGGUGAAAGUAUGGAGAAUGCACUGCGUGCUUGCUGUAAAGGAAUAAAAAUUGGCAAGAUUCUGAUACACCGUGUUGGAGAUAACGGGCAGCAGCUCGUAUACCACAAACUGCCAAUGGAUAUAGCUGAACGACAUGUUCUGCUUUUGGAUCCGGUACUUGGCACAGGGAACUCAGCAAGUCAAGCUAUAGAUCUUCUUGUAAGGAAAGGUGUUCCUGAGGAGAGGAUCAUAUUCCUCAAUCUUAUCUCGGCUCCUGAAGGGAUUCAUUGUGUGUGCAAGCGAUUUCCAAGGUUGAAGGUUGUAACAUCAGAGAUAGAUUCUGGGUUGAGCGAGGAAUUCAGGGUCAUCCCAGGUUUGGGAGAGUAUGGCGAUCGCUACUUUGGCACAGACAACUGAUCCUCAAUCGCUGGUGAAUGGAGAGGGAUGAUGGUACAACGGAGGUAGCAUGAAUUGAACCGACAAGACAUGCUGGGAAAUAGAUGUAAACUCAGAAGAUAUAUUGUAAUUUUUCUAGACUCCAGAGCUAGAUAUCCGCCAUUAGCCAUGGAGCUAGCAAUCUGGCCUUACCCUGGACUGGAGGUAGUAGGGACGAUUGCAAGCUCGUUUAGGUAUCACUGUCGCCGUACUGCUUCAGCUCAGGCAAUACAUGAUUGAGCCUUUAAUGUCUUAAUAAUUCCCCGUAAUGAGCUGGUUCUUUGCUA